ACAGGAACGGCAGGAUCGGAAGCAGCGACCGCUUCCAAGGAGGACGUGGACGCGAACGAGGAGGCGGAGGAGGAGCUGGAGGAGGAGGAGGAAGUGGCGGUGGAAGAGGAACAGGUGCGAGUGCGAGUACGAGUGCAAGCGCGGGUGCGGGUGUGGGUGCGAGUUCGGGAUCGGGACCGGGAUCGAGAUCAGGAUCGAGAACGGAAGCAGGAGCCGAGGAGAGAAAGGAAUCGACCUCGUUGCGAGACCGAUCGAGAGUGCGUUCUUGUGUGUUGUCGCACGGGAGGAGGGGAGAGAGACUCGAAAGGGAGGAAAGGCGACGACAUCGGCGACGAGGAGGAAGAAGGAGAGGAAGAGAGGUGCUGGAGGAAGACGAGGAAGAAGAAAAGGAAGGUAGUGGUUGGUUUCGCUUGUCUCGUCGUCGAGAUCCACGGAGUUUAGAGCUUAGGAGAGAGGAAGAGGCACAUCCCCCCUUCUCUUCUCUCUCUCCCUCUCUCCAGUUUCUCUGAGUCUCUGCGAGCGAUCGUAUUUGCGCGAACGAGCGGUCAACAGGAAGAAGAAACGAUCGGAACGACGCGCGUACGUCGACGGUUCGACCACCGACCAUACGAAGAAACGAAGAAACGGAGAAACGAAAAAGGAUAUCGAAGAGAAAAAGUGACGAAACCUUUCGUCGAGUGUAGUGUGGUUUCUUAAAGUGGUGCCUCAGCACGAAGAGGGAAUCGCCAGCAGGGCAGAGGCUCGAACGCAUGUAGGAACAUGGCCGCAACCAGCCCCUGCCUCCCUCUAGAGGUUGGCAGCGCAAGAGGCGGCACAAAGGGACCCUGGAUACGCGAGUCAGUACAGGAGAAGGCCGAGGUUGGCCGGACUGAGUGGUCUCGGUGACUGGACUAGCUUUGGAGGGGAGGUACCUGGUCUGGUGGACAUGGCGCCAGGCCGGGAUCAGGGCGGAGGGGCGGGUGGCGGUGGGGCAGGUGGCAAGGGCACUACGUCGUUGUUCAUCCUGUCGGAGGAUAACUGCAUCAGGAAGCAUACUCGCUUCAUAAUCGAAUGGCCGCCCUUCGAGUACGCCGUCCUGCUCACCAUCAUCGCCAAUUGCGUAGUCCUCGCCCUCGAGGAGCACCUGCCGAAGCAGGACAAAACCAUACUCGCGCAGAAGCUCGAGGCCACGGAAAUCUACUUCCUCGGGAUCUUCUGCGUCGAGGCGAGCCUCAAGAUCCUCGCCCUUGGCUUCGUCCUCCACCGUGGCUCCUAUCUGCGCAACAUCUGGAACAUCAUGGAUUUCUUCGUUGUGGUGACCGGGUUCAUCACGGCGUUCUCGCAAGGCAUAGAACUGGAUAUGGAUCUGCGCACGUUGCGUGCGAUACGCGUGUUGCGACCGCUCAAACUUGUCUCCGGCAUACCGAGUCUCCAGGUGGUGCUCAAGUCUAUUAUCAAGGCAAUGGCGCCGCUUCUGCAGAUCGGUCUGCUGGUGCUCUUCGCCAUCGUGAUAUUCGCCAUCAUCGGGCUCGAAUUCUAUUCGGGAACCCUGCAUAAAACGUGUUACAGCAUCAGGGAUAUCAAUGUAAUCGUGAAGGAGGGCGAACAGGCGAGCCCGUGUAACACGGACAACAAAUCCGAGGCGCCAUUCGGGGCCCACGUGUGCGACGCGAACAUCUCGACGUGCAUGGAUCACUGGGAGGGACCAAACUUCGGCAUCACCAGCUUCGACAACAUCGGAUUCGCCAUGCUCACUGUCUUCCAGUGCAUCACUAUGGAGGGCUGGACUGCCAUAUUGUACUGGACAAACGACGCUCUUGGCAGCACGUACAACUGGAUUUACUUUAUACCAUUGAUCGUCCUUGGCUCAUUCUUCAUGCUGAACUUAGUUCUCGGUGUCCUGAGCGGAGAGUUUGCGAAGGAGAGGGAAAAGGUGGAGAACAGGCAGUCCUUCCUGAAAUUGCGAAGACAGCAGCAGCUCGAGCAUGAACUGUACUGUUACCUGAAUUGGAUCUGCAAAGCAGAGGAGGUAAUACUCGCGGAAGAAAGGACCACGGAAGAGGAGAAGAAGCACAUAUUAGAAGGAAGAAAAAGAGCCGAGGCGAAGAAGAAGAAGCUUGGCAAGAGCAAAAGCACGGACACGGAGGAAGAGGAAGGUGACGACGACCAGGACGACGGGUUUUCGAGGGCUUCCUCGACGAAAGAAAAGGGACCUUGCAAGCAGUUUUGGCUGGCCGAGAGAAGAUUCAGGUACUGGAUACGAAAGUCUGUAAAAUCGCAAAAGUUCUACUGGUUCGUCAUCGUUCUUGUGUUCUUCAACACCGUCUGCGUAGCCGUGGAGCAUUACGGCCAGCCGCAAUGGCUGACCGAUUUCCUCUACUUCGCAGAGUUCGUGUUCCUGGCUCUGUUCAUGUUGGAGAUGUUCAUAAAGGUGUACGCGCUCGGUCCUCGCACAUACUUCGACUCGAGCUUCAAUCGUUUCGACUGCGUGGUCAUCUCAGGAUCGAUCUUCGAAGUGAUCUGGUCCGAGGUGAAGUCCGGCUCUUUCGGCCUCUCCGUCCUACGUGCCCUUAGACUCCUGCGAAUUUUUAAGGUCACCAAAUACUGGAAGAGCCUGAGAAACCUCGUAAUAUCGCUGCUCAGCUCGAUGCGUAGCAUCAUUUCCCUGCUCUUCCUGCUCUUCCUCUUCAUUCUCAUAUUCGCGCUGCUCGGUAUGCAGCUGUUUGGCGGCCAGUUCAACUUCGAUUACGGCACGCCGCCCACCAACUUCAACACCUUUCCCAUCGCGCUGCUCACUGUCUUCCAAAUCCUGACCGGAGAAGAUUGGAACGAAGUGAUGUACCAGGGUAUAGAGUCGCAAGGCGGUCACAAGAGGGGCAUGAUCUACUCGUUGUACUUCAUCGUGUUGGUGCUGUUCGGCAACUACACUCUGCUGAACGUAUUCUUGGCUAUCGCCGUCGACAAUCUGGCAAACGCACAGGAGCUGAGCGCCGCCGAGGACGAGGAGGAAGUAGAGGAUAAACAGAAGCAGGCGCAGGAACUCGAGAAAGAGAUCCAAUCUCUGCAGAAUCCGAAAGACGGUGGCGCGCCCAAGGUAGAAAUCUGCCCUCCGAGCCCCAACCAGAAUUUCAAAGACGGAAAAGGUGGUAAACAGUCGUCCGAAGAAGAGAAAAAGCAGGAUGAAGACGAUGACACGGGACCAAAACCAAUGCUGCCAUACUCCUCCAUGUUUAUACUGUCCCCUACGAAUCCCGUAAGAAGAGCCGCCCAUUGGGUCGUCAACCUGAGGUACUUCGACUUCUUCAUAAUGGUGGUGAUAUCUCUGUCGAGUAUCGCGUUGGCCGCCGAAGAUCCCGUAAAGGAGAACUCGCCGAGGAACGAAAUCCUGAAUUACUUCGAUUACGCGUUCACCGGUGUCUUCACCGUCGAGAUGAUACUGAAGAUCAUCGAUCUAGGGAUUAUCCUUCACCCGGGCUCGUAUCUGCGCGAGUUCUGGAACAUUAUGGACGCAGUGGUUGUGAUAUGCGCCGCGGUUUCGUUCGCCUUUGACAUGACCGGUAGUUCGGCUGGACAAAAUCUCUCGACGAUCAAGUCGUUGAGAGUGCUCCGAGUACUUAGACCGUUAAAGACGAUCAAGAGAGUGCCGAAGCUGAAGGCGGUGUUCGACUGCGUGGUGAACAGUCUUAAAAAUGUCAUCAACAUUCUCAUAGUGUAUAUAUUGUUCCAAUUCAUAUUCGCUGUGAUCGCGGUGCAGCUGUUCAACGGCAAGUUCUUCUACUGCAACGACGAGAGCAAAUACACGGAACAGGAUUGCCAGGGUCAAUAUUUCGUUUUCGAAGAGGGCGCCCUAUUGCCCGAGCCAAGGAAACGAGAGUGGCAGUCGCAGUUUUUUCACUACGACAACGUGAUGGCCGCGAUGCUGACGUUGUUCGCGGUGCAAACUGGCGAGGGUUGGCCACAAAUCCUGCAGAAUUCGAUGGCGGCCACGUACGAGGACAAAGGCCCCAUUCAAAAUUUUCGUAUAGAGAUGUCCAUUUUCUACAUCGUCUACUUCAUCGUAUUUCCAUUCUUCUUCGUCAACAUCUUCGUGGCCUUGAUUAUCAUCACUUUCCAGGAGCAGGGAGAGGCCGAAUUGCAAGACGGCGAAAUCGACAAAAAUCAGAAAUCUUGCAUAGACUUCACGAUACAAGCUCGCCCGUUGGAGAGGUACAUGCCGAAAGAACGGAACAGCGUAAAGUACAAAAUCUGGAGAAUAGUGGUUUCGACGCCGUUCGAAUAUUUUAUCAUGGGUCUCAUCGUAUUAAACACAGUACUGCUCAUGAUGAAGUAUCACGAGGCGCCGCCAAAACUUGUGGAUGCCUUGACCAUCGUGAACUUCGCCGUCACAUUCCUUUUCCUCAUUGAGUGCAUCCUCAAACUCGUCGCCUUCGGAUACAAGAAUUUCUUCAAGGAUGCCUGGAACAUGUUCGACUUCGUCACAGUGAUCGGCAGCAUCGUGGACGCCCUCGUGAUCGAGUUCGGGGAGAACUUUAUCAACGUCGGCUUCCUGAGACUGUUUCGCGCCGCCAGGCUGAUCAAACUACUGAGGCAGGGCUACACGAUACGAAUUUUACUCUGGACCUUUGUACAAUCCUUCAAAGCUCUGCCUUACGUUUGUCUUCUCAUAGCGAUGUUGUUCUUCAUCUACGCGAUCAUCGGUAUGCAGGUAUUCGGUAACAUCGCGCUGGAUGCUGAUAGUUCUAUUACCAAGCACAACAAUUUCCAAAGCUUCAUUCAAGGUCUGAUGUUGCUUUUUCGGUGUGCGACCGGCGAGGCGUGGCCAAAUAUCAUGCUGUCCUGCGUGAAAGGUCGUCCGUGCGAUGUGAAAGCCGGAAAGCAAGAACCCGGUGGCUGUGGCUCGAACAUCGCGUACGCCUACUUCGUCUCGUUCAUCUUCUUCUGUUCGUUCCUAAUGCUGAAUCUCUUCGUUGCCGUCAUUAUGGACAAUUUCGAUUAUUUAACGAGAGAUUCGUCGAUCCUGGGCGCUCAUCACUUGGACGAGUUCGUUCGGAUCUGGGCCGAAUACGAUCCAAACGCAACGGGCAAGAUCCAUUACACCGAGAUGUACGACAUGCUCAAGAACAUGGAUCCACCGUUGGGGUUUGGUAACAAAUGUCCAAACAGGCUUGCCUAUAAGAAGCUCAUCAGGAUGAACAUGCCGGUGGACGUCGACUUGAAGGUGAACUUCACUACCACUCUGUUCGCCUUGAUUCGCGAGAAUCUCAAUAUCAAAGUGAGAAGGGCUUCCGAAAGGAACCAAGCGAACGAAGAACUGAGAGACACGAUCAGAAGUAUUUGGCCUCUGCAGGCGAAAAAGAUGUUGGACCUUUUGAUACCUAGGAACGAAGAAUUAGGCAAAGAUAAGAUGACCGUUGGUAAGAUAUACGUCUGCCUUCUGAUACUCGAAAGUUGGAGGACGACCAGGUUUGGUCAGAUAGAAUCAACCGGACAGAACGAUAACGAUCUUAUCGAUAACGAUAAUGCCGGGCAAAGUCCUGCAGCCCAGGCGCAAUCGGCCUUAUUCAACUGCAUACUGGACGUGACGGCGGUAAAUCAUACCGGAAAUAAUCACGCAGCCGGAAGUAGGGCGAACAGCCUCGAACACGUGGUACGGCCGACGCCGGAAACGAAGCUCGAUCAACGCAAGGAGCACAUGGAGGAAGACGACGAGCACAGUAGACGUCAACGUAGCAUCAGAAAUAAAAAGGUGAACUGGAAGAUGUCCCACCAGUACGAUAUACUAGGCAGCAGCGGAGAGAGUAGCCAGGGAGGGGGUGGGUCUGGGGUUGUACCCGUAGUUAUUGACGAGGAUCGCGCCCCCGAGCUAGAGCCAUUGCUGGCUGAGGUGCCCUCCCAGCAGGAUCAAAACUACUACUACCACCAUCACCAUCACGACCAAUACUACGAUACCGACAAUGAUCUAUACUAUGACCAUCACCACCACCACCACCACCAUCACCAUCACCAUCAUCAUCAUGCUCACCGACCACCCUCGUACUAUCAACACCAGAAUACCUACGCACCUCGCUCCUCGAUCCGUUAUCACAAGAUGGAGCUUCAGGACGUUGUAGUUAGCGACUCGCGUGCCGGUAGUCUCGAGAGUCUUACCCACGCCGGCAAAAGACUUCAUCCACCCGUGCAACCGGUUAGACAUCCAUCGCGUUCACCGAGUCUAAGGAGACACUCGCCAGGGCGACCUGGAUACGAUCAUCAUGGUCAUUAUUACCACGAAGGACCAGGGUUUAGCGACACGGUUAGCAACGUCGUCGAGAUUCAGAGACACACGCAUCAUCCCCAUCCGACACAGUACAAUCAUCGGCACAGGAUCCGAGACUAUUACGACCACUGCGACUAUUACGACGAUGGUCCGUGGAGCGCUUCGACCAGUCCAGCGAGGACACCGAGUCCCAUUCACCACAUCGAUCGAGGCCGGCAUUACGGGACGACAAGCUUGGAACAACGAUCGAGAAGUCCGAGUCCGAUCGGUGGUCGCCAGCCUGCCCAUUCCCACCAGCACUAUCAUCGGCAUCAUCCCCAUCAGCACAGUUAUCCGGUGUUAGUAACCAGACGGGGACAGGGUCGUCUACUGCCUCCAACGCCCAACAAACCUUCGACUCUGCAAUUGAAACCGGCGAACAUCAAUUUCCCCAAGUUGAACGCUUCGCCGACUCACGGCUCGCACAUGCACGCGACGCUGCCAGCUGGCAUACAGCAUCCGCCGCCAGGACAGCAUUUGCCACCGAUGCAACCAAGCCACUGUCCGUUGAGCUUCGAGCAGGCGGUGGCAAUGGGCCGCGGCGGCCGUCUCUUGCCCAGUCCCGUGCCAAACGGGUACAAACCUCAGCCACAGGCUAAGCAAAGAACACCCAGAUCGAGACACUCUGACAGCGACGAAGACGACUGGUGCUAGCCAAAGUGGGACCCUGGACGGUGGUCCGGUGACGUGGACGCCCCCAGGCGUCUUAGGGUUUGCGCGUGAAUCUUCCACGUCGGGAGGCGCAUCGAUCUAACCGCGAACGCGGAAGCGAUGAAAAUCGAUCGAUUAGCUUCGAGCUUGGCAACUACGUCAGAGUUAAUGUCCGUUCGUCGAGUCGGACGGGACAGGUGUACGCGAUCAGGGACAAGGAAACGAAGCUACGUGUUACAGCGACGUCGCUACUGGUACGACCGAGUAGAAGAGAAGGUACACCUUGAAAUGCAAUGACCAGCUGGUUCGAAGGAGGACUCGACCGAACGGAUCGAAUCGUGUUUCACGAACGGUGCAGAAACAGGACAGGCGAAGUAUUUCAAAGGAAAUGACGCGACCGAAACGAAAGCAACAUCGGAUGAUCGUUACAGGGACAACAAAGCAACGUGUACGUAUAAUACUAAAACGAGCAGUCGUCACGGUGGCCACCAUCGAACAGACUAUGUGCCACGAAUACGAUGAUCGUCGGUUUAACGCGCAAAACGAUCAAAACUAAACGAGAAAUACAGAGAGAGAGAGAAAAAGGGAAAGAAUAUUCGCAAUCACCGCCUGUCGUGCGGUAUUCUUACGAAGAAGUUGAAGCGUCGUCGGAGUUACAUUCGUGGGAACUUUCUGAAAUUUUCUUUCGUCUCCAACUUCGAAGCUUCCUUCGCUGUGCUUUUUAAUCGACGGACCGAGCCGAGGAGGAUCCACUUUUUAUACGAUGAAUUAUACGACGAGGGAAGCGCUCUUUUACGGUUGAGCGCGUUCGCUUCGGAUCCCUCUCCGCGCGAAUCUACCAAGUUCUUCAAAUACGGCUGUAUCGAACAGUUGCGCCCUACGCGACGCCCUCUCACCGACUUGGAUACAGCGAGUUUCCCCACCUGUCUCCCCACAUGUUUGGAGGAACUGGUCGGCGAUGCGAAGGCGCCUUUGCCAACGAAACGUCUCAUCUUCUUGAUUUUUCUAUAAGUUGCGCCCAACUCGAGCGACUUGUCAGGAAGGUUCUCGAUGCGAACCAACAGGCGGAAUCGAUCAACGGGAACGAAUUUCGUCCGACGAGUAAAGCGUUUUCGUACGAAUUCGAAAAAAUUAAACGAGAUACAAUCGUAUAAGCGUAGGAAAAAGGCACCGUUCGAUACGUUCGAUGCGAUAUAGACCACGAGGCACAAGUUCUUCUUCUUCACGAGUCACUGUUUGCGCGCAGUUGGUUCCAUUUCGCUCAGAAUAUCUCUCGUCGCAGUAGCGUUCGAUUUACCGAACGAGUAGGCAAACAUCGAACCUAUCGAAAUUUCUUACGGGUCCGUUCUAUCGUUGAUCAAGCCGUGCAAAAGUAAGAAAGAAA
Bombus pascuorum is the source of this 8309-nucleotide messenger RNA. It is a transcript of the gene Cac, whose product is annotated as voltage-dependent calcium channel type A subunit alpha-1. Gene Ontology annotation, biological process: calcium ion import across plasma membrane; chemical synaptic transmission. The coding region runs from base 926 to 6928 and encodes 2000 amino acids. Gene Ontology annotation, cellular component: voltage-gated calcium channel complex; membrane. Lineage: Eukaryota; Metazoa; Arthropoda; Insecta; Hymenoptera; Apidae. Gene Ontology annotation, molecular function: calcium ion binding; high voltage-gated calcium channel activity. The transcript is spliced from 34 exons. The record is from RefSeq and is a predicted model, not a curated record.